This is a messenger RNA of Teleopsis dalmanni, 3974 nucleotides long. RefSeq lists its product as uncharacterized. Lineage: Eukaryota; Metazoa; Arthropoda; Insecta; Diptera; Diopsidae. The transcript is spliced from 6 exons. Bases 1 to 3147 code for a protein of 1048 amino acids. Gene Ontology annotation, molecular function: phosphotyrosine residue binding. The record is from RefSeq and is a predicted model, not a curated record.
AUGGUAGAUGAAAACGAUUCAUCUGCACCAAAAUCAUCAGAUGAUGAAGACGAUAACCAUUCCAUAAAAGUUCCUGAACUUAAUUCACCUGAUAGCAUAUCGGAUGAUCUAGUACGCCCAUUGCCACCACAAUCGCACCGUAGUCCACGCAAACUAGCUGUUGCACCUACUGAAACUAGUAAACGUAAUCCGUCGCCAUAUUAUUAUUCCGAUUUAUUGAAGUCGAAAGAAACUGCGUCUAGUGUCACUGACAAAGAAACUAAAAACAAAAGUCGGCAAUCUACUGUUUCUGAACCACCGCAAUUAACACAACCGCCUGUUAAUAUUGGUGUUUAUCGUAAGAGUACCAGUCUCGACGUACCCGAACGCGAAGAACGUGCCGAAGAAGACGACGAAUUCGAAGAAACCGAACCAACAAACAGUACCAUAUUAGCUGCUAACGACACUCCAAAACGUUAUUCCUUCACUGAAGACGGUGUUCAUAUUAUACGCUGCGAGUCUCCCUCAACAUCUACAUCAGAAGAAUCGGACUGCAGUGAGUGUCAGAAGCGUCGUGAGUGGCAUGCUAAAGCCUUAGCAUUAGUACGUAAAACUUGUAACGUACAACCAUUAAAUACCGCCGUUAACACUAGUGGUGCUUCCAUUGAUUGUAAUCACGAUAACGAAAACUCUAAUUGUGUGCCAUUUGAGGAAGAUUUAUUGUCCAUGCCGCCACAUAGACUGCUAGGACCUGCAGUAUGUGCAUGCGUUGCACCCACUAUUGGCGAUGAUAUAGAUGAUUAUUUUCGACCACGUAGUAUUUUUUAUGUACAUCCACAAGGCGUGCAUGAAUGUGAAGACUGCUCACCGGACAAUAAACAAUUGAGUACAGCAAACUCUCACAGUGUUCUCGAUAAUCAAUCCGAUAACUGUUUAAACGAAGACGACGACGAGAUGUCAGGUCGCACUCGUCAAAUUUAUGAAACUGCUUUUGAUUGCAAAAUAGCUAAGUCGGAUGAUGAUUUAGACGAAGUCGAUCGUAUAACUAAUCACUCAGUACUCAUACAAUUAAAUAAUGGCAAUAAUUUACCAACAAAAGAAAUGCGCACAACAAAAUCAUCGCACAGUAAAAGUCGUCUAGAAGGUAAACGUUUAAAAAACUCAAAAAACCAAGCUCUACAAGAACAAGCUACUAAUUCCGGCAACGGUAGCAGCAGUGGUUCACCACUAACCGUAACCUGUGUAACUACUAACAAUUCUUGUACAGCUGAUAAGAACAAUAUCGCCGGACUUUCUAAUGAUUUGGCCAAUGCUCAUAUACAUGAGCAAAAUGUGGAUCAACAAAACAAUACAACCACUACAUGCACAUCCUCAUCGCAACUGCCAAUGCGUGGUUAUACACCAUCGCCACCAUCAACAGCACCGCUGCCUAUAAAAUUUCCGGGAAAGCAUGAUCGAUUUUUUAUGAAUAGCAUUAAGAGUGCACCAAAUCUACCAUCUUCCAAUCCAGCCCAUCCCAGAUUACGCGAUUUACGUCUUCCAAUACAAACAACACUACGUCAACAACAUGCUCUGGGCUCUUCAAUCGGCACCAGUAAUGAGAACAGCCUUACAGAUAGCGCUUAUGUGAAUCCACCAUCAAGCACAUCACAUCAUUUACAUCUUCAAUCGACAAGCAACUCCAGAACUCGUGACAGGCCACGUUCAUUUGUGCUCGAGUCUGGACGAGUGCUGGAGUUACGUAAAAGCCACGCUUCCCACCACCACCAUGUAGGAAAUGGCGGUCGCAGGCAGCAUAAUUACUCCUCGACCGAAAGCAUUGCCACAUCGAGUAGUGGUGGCAGCAUGGAAUCGUUGCGUUCGAGCACCAGCGAAGGCAAUCGCAGUACUUCCAGCUCAGAGUCAAGGCACUCAACAUCGUUGAGUUCACAUAGCUCUGAAUCUGGCAGCUCGAGCGUCGCAUUCCCAUUACGAGCGCCAGUUGUCAUUCAUUCCAAAUUGCAUAUCCUAAGUCCGAUUUCAGACAAAUCAUCACAAGAGCCGGCAUCAGAACUAUCAGAACAGAAUAAAACACAAAACACAACGCCUGAAGAUGCAGUCCAGCAGCAACAACAACAGCAACUACAACAACAACAACAAUCACAUGUAUUAGCAGCAAAUGUGGAUAUGGCACGCACUAUACCACAAUUACAAAUUGAUGCACUCAAGAAGAGAAGAGCACCAGCAAAUAAAACAUUAUUGCACUUAACUGAUGAAAUGCUUGGUUCGGAUAGUGGCAUCUCUUUGCACUCACGUGAGGAUGGAAAAUCUGCCAUUGGUUUUCAAAAGUUCACGUUGCCAAAAUUAAAUUUUCCACCUUCCGAUAAAACCAACGACAGUGGCAUGAGCGCCGUCGGGGGAAUGAGCAAUAGUGUUGGGCUACCACAAGAUUUACGUGAUCUUCCAUUCGAUAUGCCAAAGUUAAGACGCAGAAAAACAUUACAGCAGGAUGCUUGCACUUCUGGUAGUGCAACUUCUGUGGAUUUGGGUGAUCUACCCUUUGACAUGCCGAAGUUACGACGCCGACUACGUGCCAAUCAAACGGAAAUAAAUAAUCUCAUGGUACACAGCACUGAAUCGAGUGGCAUAUCUCAAGCAUCGUCCAGCCAUUCAAUGCGUGAUGACAACAAAGCCGCCAUGAAGUUAGAUAACGUCAUCUUUCGUCAGAAUCUCACAUUAAAUUUAAAUGAACCACGUCAGGUGAAUAAAUUUGGCAGCUUGGACUUACGUGGCCUUUCCUCCACAAAGGAACUCAACCUAAACUUAUCACAGUCAACAGCUGUAGAUCUAAUAGAUGUAUCAAUACCACUCGAACGUCAAGGUUGGUAUCAUGGAGCGAUAACUCGCAUCGAAGCUGAAACUACUUUGCGGCCUCUAAAUGAAGGUAGCUUUCUGGUGCGUAAUUGCGAAUCAACCAAACAAGAUUAUUCGCUCUCACUAAAAGGUGCUAAAGGCUUUAUGCAUAUGCGAAUUCAACGCAACGAAAAUGGACAGUAUAUACUUGGUCAAUUUAGUCGCCCUUUCGAGACAGUCCCCGACAUGAUAAGACACUUCUGCUUAAAUCGCUUGCCAGUACGCGGUGCCGAACACAUGUGCUUAAUAGAACCAGUCAUAGCGCAAUUGCUUUAAAACAAUAUAAAACAAUAAGACAAAAACUUAAUUCUUACAACAGCAAAGCAAGACUAUAUUAAUAUUAGUAAAAAAAAGUAAGAAGCAAAAAAAAACAGUAGUGAACUUCCAGACAAUAUCACAACAUAUAACACAAAUCUCUAUUUAACCAUUUAUGAACAUAAUAAACUCAUUAUUGUAAUCCUUAGCUAUUAUAAGCGAAAUGCACUCUUAUGAUGGAAUAUCCUUAAAGUGCGCUCCUGCAGUUGUGCUGCAAUUUAGUAUUUAAUUAAUUUACAACAAAAAAAGAAAAAAAAACAAAUGUUUAUGCAAUUCUAAUUUCUUUUUAAUUAUACGCAAAGCAAAACUUAAAAUACUAAUUUAGUAAACUAAUCUGACGAUAUAUUAUCAUCCAACUCUACUGCUAUGUUUACUAUAAUAAUACUGAGGUAUAUGUUACGUACUCGUAUCAAAUACUCGUACAUCAUCGCAUAUAUUUAAAUUUCAUAUAAAGACACUAAUUUAGACUUAAGCUUAAAUAUCAUAAGAUUUGUUGAUUAAUUUUACAUAAUUUUAACGAAAAAAUUAAACCAAAAAAUGCAUUCGUAAUACUUAAAAUCGCUGCUCUAAGAGCUUAACACUUAAUUACUUAUGGAAAAAUUAUAUUGAGGAUCAUUCAUGUAGUUCUUCAAUCAAUUAUAGUAUAUUUUAUUUAUGGUAACCAUUGUAAAACAUUUAUUAGAGGACUAUACUUAUAACUGUACUUUAAGCUCUCCUAAUACUCAAUGACAUUAUAUCUUGGCAAUAUGAAGGAAAUACGACUGUCAAUUUUAAGCAAAAUUAACAAA